Molecule: messenger RNA, 1546 nt
Organism: Closterium sp. Naga37s-1
Lineage: Eukaryota; Viridiplantae; Streptophyta; Zygnematophyceae; Desmidiales; Closteriaceae
Source: the annotation of a GenBank genome assembly
AUGCGGUGCCUGGCGGCAUUCGCGGCGACAUUCACGGCGGCGAUGGCUCCUCGGCGUCGCGAUGCUGUUGCUGAUGGGGAUGAACCACCAGGUGCGGCGGACGAGUGUUGUUAUGUGCUGUUCGCGAGUCGUGAGACGCGCGAGUCUGUUGUCAAAAGCCGUGAACGAGUGACUCUAUGUGCUGUUGACUCAAAAGCCCAGUGCGCGGCGUCCAUCCCCCCCACCGCUCUUCUCCCCCUGCUGGACCCCGCCUUCCCCGCGCACCUCUGCGGCACCUGGCACUCCGAUUAUGCCGCCCUGCACUCGCGCAUCCGCGCUGCCAGUGCUGCUCAGCACGCUGCCACCACUGCCGCUUCUGUUACUGCUGCUCCACAAGCUGCUGUAGAUGCAGCUGCUGCGGCUGCAAGAGAAGCAGGAGAGACAGGAGGAAGUGGGGCAGGAGGAGGAACGGCAGCGGCAGCAGCAGCACCGCUGCCGUCCCCACCACCCUCCACCAACUCCUCCUCUACUUCCCCCACCGGCCCCCCUCCCCUCCGUUUCCUAACCUACGAUUGGCUUGACCAAUGCGGGGGCCUCGGUGACUCACUCGUGGGCCUCGCCACGUCAUUCGCCGUCGCGCUAUUGGACGAUCGCGCCUUCCUUAUCCGCCACGCGUGCCUGCGGUGGGCCUUCCAACCCGCCCUCGUGGACUGGACUCUCUCCCAUGAUAUCCCCCUCUCCCCCGCCCACGCCAUCCCCCGCGAUAAGCUAUCGGAGAAGAGGCAGUGGGAGGAGUGGCAGGGGGAGGUUCAACCGGGGGAGGUGCUACUGUUGGAUCUGCUGAACAGGAACGUGAACCCUGAUUGGUUCUUUCUGGGCGGCAAGGGGGGGGGCAAAGCGGGCAGCAAAAUGGGCAGCGAAGUGGGUGGCUUGUCUCGGAAUGCGGUGAACGUGCGGGUGAGGUGGAAUCGAGGCAUGCUGACGAGGAUGCUGGCGGGGCCGUGGACGGCUGGCAGGGCUAAGCGGUUAUACGACAUGGGCUUGCGGUUACCCUAUGCGUUCGGUUGCAUCCUCAGACCAAACCCGGAGGUAUGGGCGCGAGUGCAGGCGGUGCAGCAGCAGCUGGUGGCAGGCUUGGCAGCAGGUUCGGAUGCCGGACCUCUGGUGACCAUCGGUUUGCACAUCCGGAUUCCAGAUGCUGACGUGGCAUGGCAGGAGCAUGUGCGGCAGAAAGCACAAGGGGAGGGUGACAACACAACAGGGACUGCAACAUUGGAGGAGGCGGCAGAAGGGAAUGUGACCAAGGCGAACGUGACUUUAGCGAAUGUGACUAUGGCGGAUGCAGCAAUGGGCGCGGAGGAGCAGGCGGCAUGGCUGAAAGCUGUGUGGAAGUGGCUGGCAUGUGCCGAGGUGCGGCAGUGGAGCGAUUUCGGCUGCCUCCCUUCCUCUCCAUGUGAUGACGUUGCGACUAUGCAGGCAGUGGAGCGAUUCUGGCUGCCGCUGUCCCUCCCUCCGUGCAAUGAUUUCAAAAGUUUUCUCGAAAAGUUCACCCAUCCCUCCCAUAUUG